UCCAUGUCUUUACCUGCGUAAGGGAAUACCUCAGUUUAGGGAUUCACUUGCUCAACUUGUCCACUUAAACUGCCUCAGCAGCUAUUUGCUAUGUUCUUCCAUUUCACCUUGCUCUGCCCGCCUUUUGAAAACGUAUUAAUGGAAGGUGGCGCACCUAUGAUCCAUUUUUUCCAGAAACCUUCUCCUGGAGCACACGGACCGGGCCAGUGUUGAAAAGGGAAGGGACACUUUCAACUCAUCCAAUCCUGACUUUCGCGUGUGUGGCGCCACCUUCGGGCUGCUGCUGGAAGAACUCCUGACAAAAGUUUUCUUUCCCUCACCCGUGCAGUUUAGAAGUUGUAGAGAGCAGAGUGUGAGCCCCUGAAGUGACAUGCUGACAUGCCGAGCAGUACCCGCCUUCCUCUGCUUGUUCAAAUAAGAGGCAACAAGUUUAAGCAGCUGAGCCCAGCAUCUCCUGGUGCGAUCGCGGGGAGGGCCCGGAGGAGAUGCUUUUAAAAACCUUCCCUUUCCCAUCACGAUCACCUCAACUCAAUAAAGGCAACCUUUCUGGGGGAGGAUCGUCCAUGCUCCUUGGGGCAGCAUGGCGGCUUGUGGCGUCCAGCUUCCAUACAGUGAUCGCAUCAUCCCAGAUCGAGGAGCUUUAUAAUCUUGCGAUCUGACUCGCUGCACUUUGCGCAGGUUUUAACUCGCUGCAGACUACACACAAUCUAUAAAAGGCAAAAAAAAAGUUGGAUGGAAGGCACGAUGCAGGCUAACGCCGGGCUGAUGUGGGUUGUUGUGAGUAUAGUUGUACAAAGCGUAACCUCCAAGGAGAAUAAUCUCCGAGACACGGGACAAUGUGAACUUCCCAAGUCGCAAAGAGAAAUGAACUCGUUCCUCUGGACGAUCCGACGCGAUCCUCCGGCUUAUUUAUUUGGGACCAUUCACGUCCCUUACACCAGGGUCUGGGAUUUCGUGGCGGAUAACUGUAAAAGGGCUUUCCAGCACAGUAACAGUGUGUACUUCGAGCUGGACCUGACCGACCCGUACACCAUCUCAGCCCUGACCAGCUGUCAGAUGCUGCCCCAUGGGGAGAACCUUCAGGAUGUACUUCCCAGAGACCUGUACAGGAGACUGAAGAGGCACCUGGACUAUGUGAAGGUGAUGAUGCCUCUGUGGAUGACUCCAGACCAGAGAGGCAAGGGGCUGUACGCGGAUUACCUGUUCAACGCGAUAGCCGGCAACUGGGAGAGGAAGAGGCCGGUGUGGGUGAUGCUGAUGGUCAACUCGCUGACCGAGGCUGAUAUCAGAUCCCGAGGGGUCCCGGUACUCGAUCUCUAUCUGGCUCAGGAGGCCGAGAGGAUGAAGAAAAGGACCGGGGCAGUGGAGCGGGUCGAAGAGCAGUGCCACCCACUAAAUGGGCUCAAUUUCUCCCAGGUCCUCUUUGCUUUAAACCAAACUCUACUGCAACAUGAGAGCCUCCGAGCAGGCAGUUUGCAGGCCCCUUACACAACAGAGGACCUCAUCAAACAUUACAACUGUGGGGACUUAAAUGCUGUCAUCUUCAAUCACGAUACUUCCCAACUGCCUAACUUUAUCAACACCACCCUCCCGCCGCAUGAGCAGGUGACAGCUCAGGAGAUAGACAACUAUUUCCGCCAGGAGUUAAUCUACAAGAGGAAUGAAAGAAUGGGCAAAAGGGUGACAGCUCUUCUGGAGGCAAACCCAGAUAAAAGCUUUUUCUUUGCAUUUGGAGCAGGUCAUUUCCUUGGGAACAACACUGUGAUUGAUGUCUUAAGGCAAGCAGGCUAUGAUGUUGAACACACCCCUGCAGGACAGCCAUUUGAACUGAAAAGGACACAAAAAAGUGGAUUGUCUUCAGGUAGUCCAUCAGUUCCAUCAACGUCUUCCACUUCAGUUGAUGCAUCAUUAGAAGAGUCCUUGCCAGUUCCUUCCCACUCCUCUCCUGUUGUUGAGUUGGAUGAUGAUGUAAUUUCUCCACAUCUCCUGAUGCCGGACAGCCUUAGUCAACUGGAAGAGUUUGGUCGCCAAAAGAAGCGGCAGAAGAAGCUGCCCAAGCAACAGCGGCAGCGACAAUUUAGUGACCUCUGGGUUCGCAUUGAAGAGAGCACAACAGUCAUGCCAUCCAAUAUCAGAAUAAUCAAUGGCUACAUCACAGUGGAACCUGCGCACGAACCUUCACAUCAAAAGGAGCAGUAUCCUGUUCUCAACUCUGCCACAAUGGCCACAGCCCCAUCAGCAACUGUGCUCCUCUGUGGGGUAGUCUGUUUAAUCUGGAGUCUGCUGUGGCCCUCCUGACCCCCCUGCACACGCAACCUUAACCCACAAAGUUCUUUUAAUUUAAGAGAAAAACCCUUAUAUGAAUUUCUGGUAUUAGCUGAUGGAGCUUUUUGCAGUUACAUAAAGGAAGUGCCUGUGCCCUCAGCUUGGUAGACCCAAGACUUGGUUGCAUCAGAUCCAUCAUGUUCUUUGUGAUGAUGCAGGAAAAAGUAAAAUGAGAUUCAGAGGCCCGAACAGCCAUAUGGUGACAGCAUCUUCUUUUUGUAGAAGGAUAUUUUCCCAUGAUGCUAUGGGACAUUGUAAAUUUACUUCUGAAAGUCUAUAUGUUCAUAUGAAUAAUGUAUAUU
This is a messenger RNA of Carcharodon carcharias (great white shark), 2627 nucleotides long. RefSeq names its product TraB domain containing 2B (gene trabd2b). The coding region runs from base 733 to 2298 and encodes 521 amino acids. The record is from RefSeq and is a predicted model, not a curated record. Lineage: Eukaryota; Metazoa; Chordata; Chondrichthyes; Lamniformes; Lamnidae. Gene Ontology annotation, biological process: negative regulation of Wnt signaling pathway. Gene Ontology annotation, molecular function: Wnt-protein binding; metalloendopeptidase activity. Gene Ontology annotation, cellular component: organelle membrane. The transcript is spliced from 7 exons.